GAUGACACACGGGUGUUAACACUGUCGUUAUGUGCUGUCAUCGCAGAGCUGCGGACUAAAACAACUAUGAACGUGAAAAUAUGUUCGCCACAGGUGCUCGUUAUACAACCGAAAUAGGGGAACCCGUAGCGUUAACAGUGCAGCUACAGUAGCUAGCAGGCUAAACUAAGCGUGCUACUGCAAACUGCUCAUUUAACUCGGAGCUUUGACGCCGCUAAUGUCCCCGUUUCCUCCGGCAACCGUCACAAACAAUGAAUGACACCGUCGAGGCAGCGAUGUCGUCUCUUCUGAGGGAGGAGAUGCAGAGAGUUCUAUUUCGACCCGCUAAAGAGAGACUCGUGGAGUUUAUUGAGAUUGAGGAGCCGUCGCAAGGAAGGCAUUUUCUCUGUGUUUCAGUUGCAAAAAACAAAGUGGUGCAGUUAUGUAUAGUGCGAUGUCAGUUAUCUCAGUCGUCCCUAAAGUCUGGAGGCAAAAAUCCAAGCACCAAACGCUCCAACAUACAGGACUGUUACAGGAGGACAGAGAUCUGGUCCCUGGAAAACCUGACUCUUGUUGACGGACGCGACCCUGAUGUGGACGACCCGUGCUUCCUGCUGCACUUUGACAAGGUGCGCACGGUGACGGCCACCAGCUGCUCAGCCAAAUACGCCAUUGUGCGAUCGCUGGUGGCUCUGAGUGACCAACACUGUCAGAAGUCACUGAACCUGCAGAACUUUGACUGGGCCUACAUCAAGCCCACCUCGUUCUACUCCAACAGAGGAGACUGUGUCGUUCUGUCACAGAUAUGCUUCUACGCAUUCAACCUGGUGUGUCUGUCCAUGUGUCCCGUGCCCCUGGAUGCAUAAGGAAGUGGUGUUUGUUUGUGUGUGUGUACAUGGAGGUGUGUGUACUGUAUUUGUGUACGUGCUGGCCAGACAACUGUAGCAGGUUUGUUGUAUAUAUAAUGUGUAAGUGUGGAUUUCAUUGUUCAGCUUUAACGAGUAGUUAUGCACCAUGAAAUGCUUUUCUAUUGCUACUCACUGACUAUAGCUUCAUGGCAAGUGAUUGAAUCAGCUUGGAAAUGUUUACGAUCUUUUUGACAAUUUAUCAAAAAUCUGUUCUGUGCUAUUGUGAAAAUGCGGAAUUGAAAUGAAGAUCAAAUAAAACCUAGUAGUGUAA
Messenger RNA from Betta splendens (Siamese fighting fish), 1158 nucleotides. It is a transcript of the gene exoc1l, whose product is annotated as exocyst complex component 1 like. Lineage: Eukaryota; Metazoa; Chordata; Actinopteri; Anabantiformes; Osphronemidae. The record is from RefSeq and is a predicted model, not a curated record. The transcript is spliced from 4 exons. The coding region runs from base 252 to 845 and encodes 197 amino acids.